Histoplasma capsulatum G186AR is the source of this 348-nucleotide messenger RNA. RefSeq lists its product as uncharacterized. The transcript is spliced from 2 exons. The record is from RefSeq and is a predicted model, not a curated record. The coding region runs from base 1 to 348 and encodes 115 amino acids. Lineage: Eukaryota; Fungi; Ascomycota; Eurotiomycetes; Onygenales; Ajellomycetaceae.
AUGCCGACUAUUCAUUCGAUACACCUGAUGGCGGAAAAUUACACCGUCCUCGACGGGGAAAGUCUGGCUCGAAUUGGCAAAUGUGUGGACAGAGGUCAUCCUGCUUUCCCGCCCAAUCAAACAUUUCCUUUGCUUCGUUUUGCUGCAGUAUAUCUCAGAUUGAGAGGGCACAGAAGUAAAAAGCCAAUGUGCAAGUUCCUCGACGUGCUCGAGACUGAGUUUGAGCUUGCUCUGCGAAUGCAGAACGCGCAUGUGGUAUUUUGUGCUGAGCGCAAAAGCCGAAAGGACAAGUUCGAAUUUCAUGAAUCCUAUGGAUUCAGUGGAUUCAGGUCGGAGAUUGAACAGUAG